AUGGUCAUUGUAUCACAGGGCAAGCAUAAUUUGGAGUCAGUUUAUGAGGGAAACCGACUGGCAGAGGAUUUAGAGUAUGCUGAUAUUCUAAACAGAGCCUCAUUUUGUAAAAAUUCUUUGGUCCAACUUGCUCAUGUGGCAGCAUUUGCUUGUUCAACUUAUUCAACUGUGCUUGGAAGGUUCUGGAAACCUUUCAACCCACUGUUAGGAGAAACAUUUGAGUUUAUUAAUCAUGAUGUUGGAUAUGCCCUCAUAGCAGAACAGGUAUCUCAUCAUCCACCCAUCUCAGCUCUUCAUGCUGAAUCUGACCACUGGGUUUUCUGGCAGGAGUACAAGCUUGAUAAUAGAUUCAGAGGACAGUUUUUCAAGGUUAUCCCAACUGGCAUUUGUCAUGUGAAGUUCAAGUCAGAUGGGCAUCACUAUACAUGGAAGAAACCAAUCACUACUAUUCAUAAUAUUCUUGUUGGCAGUCUUUACGUGGAUCAGGAAGGAGAUGUGGUGGUAAUGAAUCACUUUACAAGAGAACAGUGUAUUCUACACUUUCAACCUGUUAGAAAAGUUCAGGACAACUUCAGAAGGCUGAAAGGUGAAGUUCAAGAUGCAAAGGGUCAGGUGAAUUAUCUUGUUGUUGGAGCUUGGAAUACUGGUCUUGAAUUACACUCAGCAGAUGAUAGUAUUAUGGACCCCAUUGAUCUAUGGACAGCAAAUACCAAGCCACAAGAUUCGUCAAGAUUUUACUCCUUCACGCAGUUUACAAUUCAGUUGAAUGAUCCAGAAUAUGAUGUUUCAUGCCAGACUGACUGUCGAGUUAGGACAGACAUACGGCUGCUUGAGCGUGACAAGGUAUUGUACACUUUAUUUGACGUAAAUAUGGUUUGUAAGUUCUACAGUUUUACUGGUAAUAUUAAUAAUAUGACAAAAAUGGAAGACUCCUUAUAACUGAGUGCAACAACAUAAACAUAGGACUUUUCUGCUUCACCCACUCACUCACUCACUCACGCACGCACGCACUCACUCACUCACUUACUUUACACACUAACAUAAAAGCAUCAAUCUUCAGCUACUGGCAAAGAUUGAAUCAUUCCACUAACAAGAUUUUGUUACGAGAAGCAUUUCAAUAUGCAGCAAAACAUACAACUUUCUUUGACAUUCAACAGAAUGAAGAAAUCAAUAAAAAGUGUAAAAUAAAAGAACCAACAACCCAGCAACACACCAAGAAUGCAUGAUUAGUUAUAAAGAAAACCUUCAGGAAUCAAUAUUGACAAAAUUGCCUCAAAACCCAGAAUAGGUCAAUAACAAUUUCAAGAGAGAAUUUUACACAAAAAGAACUAAGUUAAAAAUAAUUCUUAACUUGAAAACUACUUGACUCACAGUUACUGCAAGUAAUUUCAAAAUUGGACGAUCGCAAAGCAUGAGGCUGAUUUGAAAUUGCAAGCGCAUCUGAAAUUUGAAUUGACCGGUCAAGAUUCAGCAGGCGGGAAAAACUGUUCUGUCUUGAUGUCAAUGUAUGAUAACAGGAAAGGCAUUGAGGGAUCGGCUAUUUACUGAGUUCGGAGUUGAGUUAAGUUUGAGUUGAGUUCGAAUUAGGUUUGAGUUACCUUUUCUUACACUUGUGACUAAAAAUGUACUAAAGAAAAGUUUCGCAUCCCUUUUUCCUGAAAAUAAUUAGGUAUUUACAUUUCUCCAAUAUGCCUCAGUGCUUAUACAAGGCUGUUGCCUAAGGAAAUUUUUAAGAAGCCCUUCAGGCUCCUAACCUGAAAAGUUAGGAGCCCAGAAUAAAUUUGCUGUGGUCAAUCCGGGAGGUUGGCGAGACUGGGGAAGACAGGGGGGAUGGAGUGAAUUUGGAAAUUAAGAGGAGGGGUCCGGAGACAGAGAUUUUCCAUAAGACACUAAUAUGGUCUAUUUUGUCAAUCAAAUUUUUGAAAUAAAGUGUUCAGCAAAGUGAUCAGGUCAUGACUGAGAAAGAAUACUAUUUGUGGUCAAACAAGUUCAAUAAUUGGCGUAUCCAUGCAAGUGCUGCAGCUUUUUUUACAAAAAUUUAUAUUGCCUCUUUCGUUUUUGAGUUUAGCAAUUCUAAACAAAUCAUGAAAUGCA
Molecule: messenger RNA, 2094 nt
Organism: Orbicella faveolata
Lineage: Eukaryota; Metazoa; Cnidaria; Anthozoa; Scleractinia; Merulinidae
Product: oxysterol-binding protein 2-like
Cellular component (GO): perinuclear endoplasmic reticulum; plasma membrane; cytosol
Molecular function (GO): sterol binding
Source: RefSeq, a predicted model, not a curated record